This is a messenger RNA of Paramecium pentaurelia, 8737 nucleotides long. The record is from the annotation of a GenBank genome assembly. Lineage: Eukaryota; Ciliophora; Oligohymenophorea; Peniculida; Parameciidae.
AUGUCUCAACCAUUAAGGUAUGGUUAAAUUAUAUCACUUAAACCAUCAGAAAUGGAUCAUAUGUUCGUUAUUAGUGAUGGUCACAUUAAAACUAAAGCAUAGAUCUUUGAAAUCAAAACUAAGAAGGUAGCAUCUGGAACACUUUUCUUUUAAAGUCUGUUUUAAAUUUACCCUCAAUUUCAAACUUCAAAAAUUGAUUAGGCAUUAAAAUUAGAGCGAGAAUUAUAAAAAGAGAAAUACUAAAAAGACAAUAUGAAAUCAAAUAAAAUAAAAGAAAUGGAAGAAAAGGUAUUUCAAGAAUACAAGUAAAAUAUUGAGACAGCAGAAAAAAACAAAGAUUAGAUAUUCACAAUGGCUUAGCCUAUUUAGUUCUUACAUUUAUCAAGUAACAAAUUCUUAGCAUGUAAUUAUUUUGAAGCAGAUGAAGAAAAAGAAAAUUUCAAAUUAGAAUUGAAUGAAUAUCCUUCUGAUAACACUUGCUUCAGACUUAUGCCUGCAUACUUUCAUUAAACAAGAGCAGAUGGAUUAAUAGCAGAUGAACCUUUAUAUAUAAUCAUGGAUAAAAUCUAUCUAGGCAUGAAACCAUAUUUACAUAUGAGUGAAUCUACAAAGCGUUAUAAUAAUCAUUUAAUAUUGGCUUCAAGGACUAUGUUUAACUUUCCUAAUGCAAAAGCCCUCUAAAGGAAAAUUAUCUCUGGUUAAACUAAAAGUAAAUAAUCCAGAAUUGAUCUUAAUGAUUUACAAGAACCAAAUACUUAAAUAAUGUUAAUGGCUCUUGAUUAUAAAAAAAAAUAAGAUUUAGAAUUAGCACAUUAAUUGGCAUCUGCAGAAUCAAUUUAGAAAAAGGAAAUAAAUGUUUCUUUAGAAAAGAGAUCUCCUUUUCUUAUUUCUGUAUUCUCUAAUACAGAAGAAGAUGAAAAUAAAAUAUAUUUUGGAGAUGUUAUUUGGUUACAUCAUAUAGAAUUAAAUGCUAUUUUAGUGACUGUUAAGAAUAUGUCUGAUGAAAUUAUUGUUUCACUUUAAUAAACAAAAAAUGAUUAAUUGGGUGAAUUUAUUGGUAAUACUAAUGGAAUGUGGUAUAUAGAGAGUUUGAAUAUGAAAGGAGGUCCAGUAGAAUGGGGUUAAAUUUUUAGAUUAAGACAUUUUUCUUUAGGGAAAUAUUUGGCUGUUUAGAAGGAAUAAGAUAGAGAUACUGAUACAUAUUCAUGCUUUUAUUUGGAAGAUAAAUAGAGUGAGAACUCUUUAUUGUAAUUUUCAGCUCUUCCAAGUUCAAUUAAUGAGAAUGAAAAGUAUGUUACAAAGGAUGGUUUUUUUAAAUUAAAAAAUAAUAAAAAAUGGAUUUAAUUUAUAGAUAAACAUCCUGAUUCUGAUUCAUCUAUAGUUAUGUUAAGAUUAAGUGAUAAUUGUAAGGAUGAUGAUGUUCUAAAAUGUUAUAAGGCUAAUUUAAAUGAAAUAUAAGAAACAUCUUUUCUUGUUUCUUGUUUUCCUAUAAUGAGGAAGACUUUAUCUAUAUUAACUGAUUUAGCAACUAAGGAUUAUAAGAAAAUCUAUUAAGAUAAAAAUAUUAAAUUUCCAAAGAAGAUAGCUUAAUUAAAGAAAGUACUCUAAGAUUUAACUAGAUUUUGUUCAAAUUAAUUUCUUAUAAGUAGUUAAAAUAGAUAAAAGGUAUUAAAAGAGCAAUAUUUUAUUGAUAUUUUAUUAGAAAUAUUGUGUAAUAUAAGUAAUGAGGGUGAGAUAAAGGAAUAUUUGGAAUUGACAAGAAAAAGAAAGGGUCAUGGAUUUUCAGAUACUCUAUAAAGAUCAGCAGCUUAAAAAUUACAUUCUGCAGCAUUUUAAGUCAAAGAUUCAUUACUCUAAGAUUUUGGAUAGGUAGCUUCAAGAGUUUAAUAAGAAAAUGAUAAAAAAUAAUUGAGAUAAUAUAUUGGAGAAAAAUUUGAAGUAAUUAAAAUGAUUUAUCAAUUAUUGAUUUGUAUAUGUAAGGACAAUAAUUAAAAUGAAGCAUAUGUUUAUGAUAGAGUAGACAAAUUCUAGUAUUAAGCAAAGUUUUUUAAGGAAACAACAGAUUUCAUUAUUUCAUUACUUAAAAACAAUGAAUAGUUAUUAUAAAAUCUAACUGAGAAAAUUCGUUUAUCUGAAUAAAAACAAAGAAGAAUAAGACAUGAAUCAAUAAAAUCAUAUCCUUAAUUUAGACUUGAUAGUAGUUUACUUUAAAGAGAUCCAAAUAAUAUUGUGUUAUUCUAUAAGAAAUUAGUAGAAGAAUCAUAGAAUUCAAAGGAUUACAUUGAAUUUUUUAGAACAAUAUGUAAAUAUAAUAAUAAAGGGUUAUCUGUUAAUUAAGAAACUAUUUUUAAGAAAUGUUAAGAAAAUCCUAAAUUUAAUAAUGCACUAUUUUGGACCAUUACUUGUACAGAUAAUUAGAUGCUUAUUGAAAAGGAUAUAGAGAAAAAGACUAUGUUUUAAUUAAAUAAAGAAGAAUUGGAGUCAUUUGUUGCUCAAUUAAGAUUAUAUUCAGAUUUAGCUCUUUCAAGAAAUUUUUAAUGGAAAGGAAUACUUGAAAAGAAAUUCCCAAAGUAAUUUACAUUUGAAUAAAUAUUUAAUAAUGAAUUAGAUCCUGAUGUUAGAUCUGCACUAUGUAAUUUAGCAUUAACUGUCUAUAUUGAUCAUGAACCUUUACAUUUAUAAAUUGUUCCUAAUUUGUGUAGAUUGGUUAAUCAAUAAGCAAUUAAAUAAUAAUAAGAAUUUCAUGAUCAUGAAAUAUUUAAGUAAUUGAUUCCUAAAGUUAUGACACAGAUUCAUGAUUAUAAGAAAAAUUUGAUAGAUGAUUUAACUAAAGGGUCAUAAGUAAGUAAGAAAAAAAAAUCAGAAGCAUAAUUAUAAUUAGAUAUUAUAAAAUUAGCUAAAACUCUAAUUUAAUUUGAUGUUGUCAAUUUGAUUAAUAGAAAAGAUAUUUACAGUGAAAUAUUACAACCUCUAAUUACAUUUUUAGAAUAUGAUAAAAAUAACUAUUUAUUAUCUUAUUUGAUGAAUCUAUAAAGGGAAGAAACAUUAAAAAGAGCCAAAAAUUCAAAUAAAAUAAUCUCAACUAUGAAAGGAAUGGUUACUGGAGCUAUAGAUGUUGGUAGAGCAUUAGUAAAUGUAGUUGUAAGAAAGAAACAAGAUCUUGAAGAGGAAUUUGCAGAAUAGACAUUAUUUUCUAAACAUCCAAUUACUGCUAGUUUAUUGACAAUUACUUCAAAAAUACAGAGUUUAAAUACUGAGAAGGGGGAGGAAACUUAUUAAAUUGAUAUUGAAUAGAAAAUGGAAGUUUGUGAAUUGUUGAUAUUCUUUUAGGAGAUGAGAUUGGAUUUCUUAAUUACAAACUUUUUGGCAUUUUAUGCUGUAAAAUAAAAGAAAAAAUCUAAUAAAUUAAAAUAUGAAUUGGAAUUUGAUUUAUUGUAAGUAUUACCACCUACUUUGAGAACUGGAAUUGAAGAACCUACUAAAUAAGGAGCUAAAAAUAUUAUAUAAUGGUUAGGAGAUAUUAUUUCGAGAAUGGGAAGAUUUUUAAAUAAGAAAUUCACCAAUUUUACCAAAGAAUAAGAAAUGCCUGAUUUAGAUACACUUAUGAGUGGGGCAAACAAAGAUUUAGUUAAGGAAGCUGUCUUACCAUCUUUAUUAAUUGUAUUUCAUGUUUCAAGUGAUUGUUUACUCUUGGAUAAGGUAGUAGAAGUUAUAAGGAGAUGUUUUUCAUAGAAAUUAGAAUUAUUUGAAAAGAUGAGAGACCUUGAGAUCUUAUUUGAUUAAACUGAAAUUAAUUGUUAUUAGAAAAUGGUUUAAUUAUUAAGUAGAUUAAGAACAUUAACUGAAUCAUCUGAAGUUUGGAUUAACACAUUUCAUAAUAAAUCAUCAGAGAAAGAAACAUCUAAUGAAUCUAAAGAAUUACAUCAAGUUUAACAUAUCACUAAAGAUCUUGAUUCUUUAUUAUACAAACAUACUACAGUAACUCCAAAUUUAGAAAUUAUAACUUAAGAUGAUUUCUUAUAGAUAUCCACUAGUAGAUAAAAAGUAUUUAAUUUUCUUAAUGGACAUACACCAUUAAUUAAUUUUUUGAGAGAUUCAUAAAAUUAAUUAUGUGAUUUUCUUAAGGGUGGAUAUAGAGCUGACUAUUAAUAGACAGUUUCAGAAUUACUUAAAACAAUUUAUUAAUGUUUAACUAAUUUUUGUAAGGGAAAUAGACCAAAUUAAAAUUUAUUAGCUUAACACUUUGAGCUUUUUGUGGAUGAGAUAGAAAUUGAUUUUGGUUAAACUACAUUAUUAUGUGUAAUUUAUGAAGAUAAUAAAUUUUUGUGUGAGAAUAUUCCAGACUCUAGAAUCAAAUAGUUUUUAAAUUACAUUAGGGAAUUUGGUAGAUAAAGUAGAUUUUUAGAAUUAUUAAAAACUAUAUAAAUUUGUAAAGGAUAGAGUCUUGUUGAAAAUCAAUUGAAGAUACUCUCAUUUUUAUUACCACAUUAAAAAGAGGAAAAUAAGAAGGCUCAUGAAUAUUUACUUUGGGGAUAAUUUACAAAAGAUUCAAAGGGGAUUGAAUUUAAUUUCUUUAAUGAUGGAUAAGAUAAGGAAUAGAAACAUUAACCUUAUAAAUAUCACUGUAAAUUAAUUGAUUUACUCUUGUAAACUACAUAAGGAGAGGAGAGUUACAAAUUAAAUACACCUAAAUUAAAAUAAAUAUUUUCAUUGGGAUAUUUAGUUAAUUUAGUUGCUGAAGAAAAUGAUGAAUUUAUUGAAGGCUAUUAUCCAAAUGGAACAAAAGAUGCAAAUUAAUUGAAAAUUAAGGUUAUUCUUUUUAUUAAUUGGAUUUAUAUUUAAAAUAGUUUGACACAAUAGGAAGUAAUGAUUAAAGAGUAAGCUAAUUUUAAUAAAUUAUUUAAUAAGGAAAAGGAAAGAUUAUUAAAAUUAAGUUCAUAUCCAAAUAGAGAUGAAUAUUUGAAAUACUUUUUUGAUCAUUUAGUACCUCUGUUUGAAAACUUUGUGAAUAAAAUUUAUUCUUAAGAGAAAGCAUAAAGAGAUGAUAAUUAUGAGUAUUAAUUAUUAUUAUUUGUAGUGUGCUAAAGGAAAUAUUGGAGACAAUCGCAAUGAUGUCAGAUGGAAUAUUAUGUUAAUAUCUUACAAAGAAUCAAUAUAAUGCAUUAUAUAGGUUGUAUAAGCCAUUUGAAGAGAAUACAAAUAGAUUAUAAAUGAAUUUCUCUUCAGCCAUAAAAGAUCAGAAUGAUGUAUUAUCAAGUAAUAAAAAGUCUGUAUAUGAACCUCCUCCUCCUGAAUUCAUGAAGUCUUCUUUAAAGAAGAAUUAAGUCAUGACAAUCUUCAAUAAAAAAGAGAAAUCCUUUUUAACUGAACAAUUUAAGACACCUAAUUCAAAUGAUAAAUCUAAAAUGUCAAGAAAUAAAUUCUCAUAAACCUCCUAGUAAUUAUGGGUUAAUAAACCCAAUUGGUUCUAAUUUUUAGAUAUGUGUGAAUAGAGUUAAGUUUUAUAGGAUAAAAUUAAAGAAGAAUUACAUACAUUAGCUAGUGCAAUAUUCCAUAUAGACAAACUUGUUUCUGAUAAAAUGAAUACAAAUUAAAGCAAUUCUGUUAAUCUUGAUUUUAAGGGAUUUUUAAAGAAAUACAUAAGAUUCGUUGAAUAAGGUAUUAUAAAUAAAGCAGGAAAGAAGAAUCUGAUUUAUUCAUUAUAAUUAUUAGAAGAAUUACUAACCAUAAAUGAUUUAGAGGAGAUGCAAAAUCUCUUCGAUUAAUAAAAUGCUACUAGAAUGAUAUUGAAUAUCAUAGCAGAUUAUAAAAUAUAUCCCUUUGAUGAUGAUUUCUUCAAUUAAUUAUUAAGUUUUGGGUGUAAACUUCUAGAAGGAGGCAAUCCUAAAGUUUAAAAAACAAUUUUCAAUUACUUUUCGACAUAUAGUAGAUCUGAGAAUAUUUUUAGUAAAUUGAAUAUGGUUAUCAAUGAUCAUAUUGAAGAAUUGAAUAUUAAAUACAAAAUAUAGAAUGAAAUGCAGAAGGAAGAAAAAUAACAACAAAUAUUGCAAUUAGAUACUGAACCUUAAGUACCCUAAGAUUAAGUUAAUGAUCACACUUAAGAAAUGUAAUUUAAACAAAAGUUGAGAGAGUCUUUGUUGAUUAAUGUGCUGAGAUUUGUCUAAUUGUUUUGUGAAGGUCAUAAUUUAGACUUAUAGAAUUAUAUAAGAUAAUAAUUCAAUUCAAGAAACAAUUACAAUUUAGUUUCGAGCAUUAUUGAAUUAUUAUACAUGUAUCACUUAGAAUUGACAAAUGAAAAUUAUGAGAAUAUAUUGAGAUGCUUAGAUACUUUGACAGAAUUUGUUUAAGGACCUUGUUGUUAAAAUUAGUAGACAAUUAUUGAUAGCAAAUUCCUUGAAGUUGCCAAUUCUUUAUUAGCCACUUAAGCAUCAAAAACUAAAUCUAAAGAGCAUAGUUCCAAAUCAUUUUUUAGUUAAGAUGAAUAAAGUAAUUAAAAGAAUAGUUCUUCAAAUUUGUCUGUUGGCAAAAUCAAAUCUGGCAAAUCAUUUAAGAAUAAUCGAAUCAACAUUAAAAAAUAUAUGUUAGAGAGGAUUAAAUAUAAGGUGAUGGUUUUAGUCACAAGUUUAUUAGAAUUAAAUUCUGAUAGCUUGGCAAUCAAAAGAAUUAUGAGAUCCCUUCCAAUAGAAAUCUUAAAGAAGAAUUUGACAUAAAUUUAUAAAAAACAUAAAAAACUCUAUGGACCUACAUACACUUAAGAUGCAUUAAAGCAUGUAAUUUAUAUUUUUCUAAUUUAGAUUGAUGAAGAUCCAGAAGCUAACACAGAAAAGCCAGAAUUUCAUGAAGCCAUAUUAGAAACAGGGUUUUAUAUAUAUUUCUUAAUUUUAUAUUAUUAUGAAUUAGAUACCCAAGAAAUAGAUUAAGAGACAUCUACAGAAUUGCAGAAAGCAAAAAAUAGUUUAUUCAAUAAAAAUUUAUUUAUGGAUUCAUUGAUUGGAUAGUUGUUCACUUUUGCCUUUGCUAUAAUUGGAGGUGUUUUAACAACAAUAAGUUAAGCCAAAAAUUAUUUGUAGAAAGCUGUUGAGAGGAUUGGUCAAAAAAUAGAUUCAACAGAAAUAGAUAAGAAAAACUAAAAACAAAAAGAAAUUAAUCAAGAAAUAUUUAGGGAGACUAUUUAAUUUUUUGCUUAUAAUUCUGCUCAUGUUGAAGUAGUCAGAAAUAACUAAAUUGAAAGAAUUCAAUUCUACAAACCUCCUUAUUGCAAAUAUCUUCCUAAAGAAAGGAAAAAGGAAUUCCAUGAAACAGUUAACAGAGAUUCAACUAAUUCUAAAAUAUCUGAUUUAAUUGAACAAACAGAUAGCAUCAUUGAAGUUUGUAAACAUGAAGAAAAGCUAGCUGUCUUCUUUAGUAAAAACAAAUUUAUAGCAAUAUUUGCUAAUUACGUCAUUUUAUGGAAAGAUUUGGCAUUUAUACUAACAUUAUUAUUAAAUUUAUUCAUCAUUUUAUCAUAUGCUGAUAAUGAAAAUACAAGAUCUCAAACAGGAGAUGAAAUUGAAAGCAUCUAAACUAUUAGAAGGAAUAGAAUUAGUAAUCCAAUAUUGCUAAAUUCAAAUCUUACUGUUGAAGAAACAGAAUCAUUAUUUUUUAUUUGCGGCAUAAUAAUGAUUGUAUGCUCUACUUUUGUUGUUUUAUUCUUUUUAUUAAAGAAGGCUCCACUUUAUAUAAAAGAAUCUUAUAAGAAAUAAGAUUUAAGUGAAUAUGGAGUUCUGAUCAAUUCUUUGUUUUAGAUUUUCAAUUUUACUUAUAGCAUAGCAAGAGUACUUUUAAACAUUGAGAUCCUUUAUUACUUAUCAUAUGGAACCUUAGCAUUUUUAGCUACAUUUUACCAUCCAUUUUUCUUUGCAUUCCAUCUUACAGAAAUCGUAAUUCGAUUCCCUUAAUUACGUAAUAUUAUUAAAAGCUUUUGGGAACCAAAAUUAUCAUUAUUACUCACAUUUAUUCUAAUAAUUUUGUUUAAUUACUUUUUUACUUUAUUUGCUUACAUAUUCUUUUAUGAUGAUUAUUCAGGGAAAUGUGAAAGUUUAUUAUAUUGCUUUUUGGAAACAUUUGACAAAGCGUUUAAGAAUAAUGGAGGAAUAGGUGGAUGGUUGGAUUCAAAUUAACCUUAAGAUCCAGGUAAUUACAAUUAUGGUAGAUUCUUUUUUGAUAAUCUCUACAACAUUGUGAUAGUAAUUAUUAUGAUUCAGAUAUUCUCAGGAAUCAUUAUUGAUACUUUUUCGUCUUUGAGAGAAAAAUAAAUGCAAAGAGAUCAAGAUAUUUAAGAAACUUGUUUUAUUUGUGGAUUCAGUAGGUAAAUUAUUUCUUUUUAUUAUUAAAUAGAGAAUUGUUUGACAGAAAAUCUGAAGCCGGUUUCAAAUUACACACACAAUAUGAACAUUAUAUGUGGAAUUACGUCUUUUAUAUUUCGUAUUUGAAAGAGAAAGAACCUACAGAGUAUACAGGAAUUGAAUCUUAUAUUGCUAAGAAAUUAAAAAAUUAUGAUAACUCAUGGAUUCCCAUAAAUAAGGCAAUGGUGUUAAAAAAUAUGGUUCUGGAAUCUCAACAUUAUGAAACAGAAAAAUUAUAAGAUAUCUAAAGAGAAAUGGAUUAUAUUAAGAAAACGUCUUUUGAGAUUUAUAAAGAGAUGGAAGAAUUGAACAUUCAAUUUUUAAAUAAGUAAUUACUAAAUCAAGAAAAAUGA